AUGAGCGGCGCCGUGAAUUUCAAAAACUGCGGCUCUGUGCUGGUAACGGGAGCCAGUCGUGGGCUCGGGCUGCAGAUCGUCGACAGUCUGGCGAGCGGAGGUUUCUCACCGGGCAAGAUUAUAGCCACGAGCAGAAACCCCGCGAGCGCGCAGAAACUUCAGGAACUGGCGGACAAACACCCCAACAUCCAUAUAAUUACUUUGGAUGUGGUGAGCCAGGAGAGCAUAGAGAAAUCCGUUGAAGAUGUGGGUCAGCUCGUACGAGAAGAGGGUCUGAACUGCCUGAUAAACAAUGCAGGGAUCAACGUGGUGGCCGACUUUCAUUCUGUUACUGCAGAGAAGAUGAUAGAAAACUUCCACACCAAUGCUGUGGCUCCUCUGAUGAUCACCAAGGCCUUCCUGCCUCUGUUAAAACAAGCUGCGUCCAGAGGGCAAGCAGGUGGCCCAGGGAGCAUGGGCAUCCAGAGAGCAGCAGUUAUUAAUAUGACCUCUCUGCUGGGCUCUGUGGAGCUCAACUGGGGGGAGAGAGCAAACAACUUCAAAUGGUACCCCUACAGGACAUCCAAGAGUGCCCUAAACAUGGUGAGUCGCUGUAUGGCCGUAGACCUGGAGCCUGAUGGGAUUCUCUGCAUGGCUAUACAUCCAGGAUGGGUCCGCACUGACAUGGGAGGGUCUGAGGCUCCGUUGACUCCAGAGGAGAGCAUUUCGUCUGUCUUGUCUGUGAUUGGUGGACUGACUGAAAAGGAUCAUGGGUCAUUUCUGAACUUCACAGGAGAGGUGCUGCCCUGGUGAUCCUGAUCUUCACUGUAAUGAGUAGGAUGAUUAUGAGCACCAUUAACAUGUGGCUGUUUAGUCAGCGAUGACAAUUUUUGACUAUGCAAAGAUGAAUGUAUCAGUGGUUGAGAGUGCACUUUGUUAUUUCUUAAUCUAGCUCUGCCCUCUAGAAGAGAUGUUGUACAUUUCAUCUAAAUGCAACUUAAUUAUAGCAGAGCAAUAGUGUUCAGUUAGUUGUAAAGAUAUGACUAACAUGUUUAUAAGUAGAUGGGUGUGGUAUACUGUGCAGCUUGUCUUUUAGAAUACAAAAUGUGCAGUAGUUACUCCAUCUAAGCUGUGUUCAAAUGUUUAAAAAAUAUAUGUUUCCAUGAUCUGAUAACAUUACUAAACUAUCAUGGUCAUAAAAUUGCCAUGUUUUAUACAACUGUGUGGCUUUAAAACAAUUUCCUGUUCCUCUUAUUUUAUUGUCAGUGUUUCAGAGGUGUUAAAAAGCUCUAAUUAAUUAAUUGUGCCCCCAAAUUGCAUUUCACUGGGUGAUGUGUGUUUGCUUGCAUGUUUGUUUUAGAGGGGGCGUAUUGUGGUUGAAAAGAGUUUCAAAGAAAGAACAGAAUCAACCCAUUGCUACUGAAUUUCUUCCAACUUUAUUUGUAAGAUGGCGUGAUAGCUUUCUCUUGUUUCAGUUUUGUGUGUUUCCUACAGUUUAAAGGACAAAAUCAGAUAUGGGUCAAUGUGAAUUAAAUUACACAAUGUG
Messenger RNA from Toxotes jaculatrix (banded archerfish), 1525 nucleotides. RefSeq lists its product as uncharacterized. NCBI's taxonomy places the organism in Eukaryota, Metazoa, Chordata, Actinopteri, Toxotidae. The record is from RefSeq and is a predicted model, not a curated record. Bases 1 to 792 code for a protein of 263 amino acids. The transcript has 6 exons.